AUCCAGUCUUCCCCUCAUUUGGCACCUUCUGGGAAUCUCAGCCAAUACACUCAAGUUUCAACUCUGCACAGGGAUUCAGACGUCAACCUUCAUUUCCACCUCUUGAUCGACCUUACACCAAAGCUCAAUCAACUUGCUCCAUCAUGGCGGGAACGACAGCUUUUGCCGAGAUCAUAGACGGUGAUAUUUUCAAGUACUAUGCUGAUGGCCGGUGGAAGAAAUCCUCAUCGGGAAAAUCUGUUCCGAUCAUCAAUCCCACUACUAGGAAGACACACUUCAAGGUUCAAGCGUGCACACAGGAAGAGGUCGACCAGAUGAUAGAAUCCGCAAAGACAGCACAAAAAUCGUGGGCGAAGACACCACUGUGGAAAAGAGCAGAGUUGCUUCAUAGGGCAGCCGCUAUACUGAAGGAGCAUAAAGCACCCAUAGCCGAGUGUCUCGUCAAAGAGAUUGCAAAGCCAGCUAAAGACGCCGUCACUGAAGUUGUUAGAUCAGGUGAUUUGGUGUCUUAUUGUGCUGAGGAAGGGGUGAGAAUUCUUGGAGAAGGGAAAUUUCUCGUUUCUGAUAGUUUUCCAGGCAAUGAAAGGACCAAAUACUGUCUCACUUCCAAGAUUCCACUAGGGGUUGUUUUAGCGAUUCCACCAUUUAACUAUCCUGUCAAUCUCGCUGUUUCAAAAAUUGGUCCUGCACUUAUUGCUGGAAACUCCCUUGUGCUUAAACCACCAACUCAGGGUGCCGUUGCUGCUCUUCACAUGGUGCAUUGCCUUCAUUUGGCGGGUUUUCCCAAGGGUGUCAUUAGCUGUGUGACAGGAAAGGGUUCUGAGAUAGGUGACUUUCUUACAAUGCAUCCAGGGGUGAACUGCAUAAGUUUCACUGGUGGAGACACUGGAAUUGCAAUCUCAAAGAAGGCAGGAAUGAUUCCUCUUCAAAUGGAGCUGGGGGGAAAAGACGCAUGCAUUGUUCUUGAAGAUGCUGAUUUGGAUUUGGCAGCUGCUAACAUUGUAAAAGGAGGCUUCUCUUACAGUGGCCAAAGAUGCACUGCUGUAAAGGUUGUUUUGGUCAUGGAAUCCGUUGCGAACACUCUGGUUGAGAAAGUCAAUGCCAAAGUUGCAAAAUUAACUGUUGGGUCUCCUGAGGAUAACUGUGAUAUCACCCCAGUUGUCACAGAGUCCUCUGCUAACUUUAUUGAAGGGUUAGUAAUGGACGCUAAGCAGAAAGGAGCAACAUUCUAUCAGGAGUACAGAAGGGAAGGGAAUCUCAUAUGGCCUUUGCUGUUGGAUAAUGUUCGUCCAGAUAUGAGGAUAGCAUGGGAGGAGCCAUUUGGUCCAGUUGUGCCAGUUGUCAGAAUAAGUUCUGUCGAUGAAGGAAUCAACCAUUGUAAUGCUAGCAAUUUUGGCCUUCAGGGCUGUGUCUUCACAAGAGACAUAAACAAAGCAAUAUUGAUAAGUGAUGCAAUGGAGACAGGAACAGUUCAAAUUAAUUCAGCACCAGCUCGGGGACCAGAUCAUUUUCCUUUUCAGGGUCUGAAGGACAGUGGAAUUGGUUCGCAAGGAAUCAGUAACAGCAUUAACAUGAUGACUAAGAUUAAGAGUACGGUGAUCAACUUGCCUACCUCUUCUUAUGCCAUGGGAUAAAAUGCCUACCCCAGGAAUGCUAUUAUCAACUUAUCACCAGGGGAGGGGUGCUUUGCUUGGUCUUGUGGCCGUGUUUGACGAGUUUGCUUGCAUUUAUAGCUGCCUGAGACGUGGGUCUCUAGACGGAGAAUUUUUGCUUCGUGUUGUACAUCGAUAGAAGAUGAAAGAAUCAUGAAACUACGGCCCUUCGCGUGGAGUUGACUGGGGGUUCAUCGUAUACAAUAAUCCGGACGGUGGUUUUCAUCUGUUUCGUCGUAUAGGAAUGUGAUACUGCCACUGGACUCGUUCUAUGGCACGGCCUGUAAUUUGUGGACCAGACAAGGUUGGCAAGGAGAGUUUCCCACUUGACUUCUCUCUUCUGGCGAUUUUUUGUGUGGGAUUAUGGUAUUUUCCGUACACGUCGGGCACCCUUUUAAUGCUAGUUUGACACGCAAUUAGUUUAUUAUUAUAAUCGUUAUAAUAAUAGACUAAUUGUGUGUCAAAUUGGUUUUGUGAGCAAGAAAUUAUAUGUUUAAUGCUUUAUUAUUAUUUUUUUCCCUUCAAUAGAGUCGAUUUGACUUUAUCCUUAUGACACUUUUAAGAUGGAAAAUUUUAAUUUACAAAGAAUCCGUUGAAAUUAUUAAAAA
Molecule: messenger RNA, 2260 nt
Organism: Neltuma alba
Lineage: Eukaryota; Viridiplantae; Streptophyta; Magnoliopsida; Fabales; Fabaceae
Product: NADP-dependent glyceraldehyde-3-phosphate dehydrogenase
Exons: 9
Coding region: 144-1634 (496 amino acids)
Molecular function (GO): lactaldehyde dehydrogenase (NAD+) activity
Source: RefSeq, a predicted model, not a curated record